GUUGUCAGCGGCAUCCUGCGCUACUGAUAACAGUCGCUAUCGCUCUCAUUCAUAGCGUGGUCUCUUCGCGCCGAAACACUGGCUGGCCAACCAAUCUGUUUAAAGUACCGUUAACCGACACAUUGCAAACAUUUCUUCAACUAUAGGAGGUGAGUGAAGAAAUCAACCUUUUUUUCUGUCCAACAACGUUAACUACGCAGACGGACACAUCAUCAUCAUCAUCUAGCUAACGAUGAAGUUGAGGUGGGACUGGACGUGUCUCUUGUUAUUAUCCAUCUCCAUAAUAACAUGGGCCCAGGACGAAGAGCUGGAGGAUGAAGAAGAGGCUCAAGUAGAGGAUGGAGAUGUGGGCAUGGAGAUGGACAGCAGUGAGAACACUGAAGCAGAUGCCAAUGUGUCUUUUCAGGUAACAUACAAAACCCCAGUUCCAACGGGAGAGGUCUUCUUCACUGAGACAUUUGAUGAUGGUUCUUUGAACAGGUGGCAGGUAUCUAAAACAAUGAAGGAGGAUGCUGAUGAAGAUAUUGCAAAAUAUGAUGGUAAAUGGGAGGUUGAGGCCCUAAAGGAAAACAAGGUUCCUGGUGAUCUAGGCUUGGUGCUUAAAUCUCGUGCUAAGCACCAUGCAAUCGCUGCUCUGCUUAACCAACCCUUCAUCUUUAAGGACAAGCCCCUCAUUGUCCAGUAUGAGGUCAAUUUUCAAGAUGGAAUUGACUGUGGAGGUGCUUACAUCAAGCUACUGUCGGAUUCAAAGGACUUGGACCUGGAGCAGUUUCAUGACCGGACACCGUACAGCAUCAUGUUUGGGCCGGAUAAAUGUGGAGAGGACUACAAACUGCACUUCAUCUUCAAGCAUAAAAGCCCCCUCAAUGGAGAUACGGAAGAAAAACAUGCCAAGCGACCUGACGUUGAUCUGAAGAAGAUCUACACCGAUAAGAAGACUCACCUUUAUACACUUGUGUUAAAUCCAGAUAAUAGCUAUGAGAUCUUUGUAGACCAGUCCAGUGUUAGCAGGGGAAGUCUGUUGACAGACGUCAUUCCCCCUGUGAACCCGCCUAAAGAGAUUGACGAUCCCAAAGACUCCAAGCCAGAGGACUGGGACGAGAGAGCUAAAAUCCCUGACCCAGAAGCAGUCAAACCUGAAGACUGGGAUGAGGACACCCCAGCUAAGGUGCCUGAUGCUAAUGUAGUGAAGCCUGAUGGGUGGCUAGACGACGAGCCAGAGUUUGUGUUUGAUCCUGCUGCUGAAAAGCCUGAUGACUGGGACGAGGAAAUGGAUGGAGAAUGGGAGGCUCCUCAGGUGCCAAACCCAGCCUGUACAACUGCUCCUGGCUGUGGUGAAUGGAAGCCACCCAUGGUCAAUAAUCCUCAGUAUAAGGGCAAAUGGAAAGCUCCUCUCAUAGACAACCCCAACUACCAGGGUGUGUGGAGUCCACGGAAAAUCCCAAACCCUGACUACUUCGAGGAUCUUCACCCGUUUAGGAUGGCGUCAUUCAGAGCUGUGGGUCUGGAGCUGUGGUCUAUGACCUCGGACAUUUACUUUGACAAUUUCAUUAUAACUGCAGAGAAAGAGGUGGCAGACCGCUGGGCUGCAGACAGCUGGGGACUCAAAAAACUAGUGGCCAGUGCCAAUGAGCCUGGAGUGUUGAGUCAGCUGGUGUUGGCUGCAGAAGAGAGGCCCUGGCUGUGGGUGGUUUAUAUCCUGACCGUUGGUCUGCCUGUCGGACUGGCUGUGCUUUUCUGCUGGCCUAAGAAGUCAGAUGACGACUUCGUAUACAAGAAAAUUGACCAACCCAAAGCAGAACCAGAGGAGGUAACAGAGGAAGAGGAGGAGGAGGAGAAAGGAAAGGAUGAAGAAGAAGAAGCAAAAGCAGAUACAGCUACUGAAGCUACUGGGGAGGAGAAUGAGGAUGAGAUGGAGAAGGUGGAUGGAGAAGCUGGAGGAGAUACAGAGGAGGAAGAGGAGGAGGAGGAGGAAGCCAGUAAGCCAAAUGACAUGCCUUCAGAGGACGAAAUGAAGGAUGCUGAUAAAGGAAACCAGAGCACAGGAGAUGAACCUAAAGCUGUGAGAAAGAGGAGAGUACGGAAGGACUGAACACACCUCGUUUUUUCCCAGAUUUUCUCUUCCUUCUUGUCCUUCUUGCCUCUUUCGGCUUUAUGCCCUUUAGCAUGCAAAAAUCGGCAAACCUAGCCGCUCUAUUGAAGAGGUCAUUUUCCAUCCGAUUGAACCUUGCCUCCACCUUUCAGUCUUCCGCUUAGUUCGUACCAGUUACUGUUCUGAUUUAGAUACAAAAAUCAGCCCUGCUGUGUUUUAUCUCCCAAGUUUUUUCCUAUUUUUCUUUUUCUUUUCUUUUUAGAUUAGGAUUCAAGGUGUCGUAUUUGUCCAGUACUUCCCUACUAGUAAGUGAUGUAAGUCCAAGUACUGUGAAGGGAAAUGUACAAAAGAUAUUUUAGAAAGAUGAACUAGUUUAUGAUCACCUCUACAUUAAGAGGUCAGUUCCUUGUGAGUUCUAAGUUAUGAGGUUUUUAACUUGAUCAAAUUGCACUGAUCGUAUUUAUUGUUUGUAACUUGUUUGAAGAAAUAUACAAUUUAAUUUAGACAUAGAACUUUAUUUUAAUAUUGCUUUCUACUGUGUCAUUUCCACAGUUAGCAGGCUGUGGAAAAAGUGCUCUGCUUGUCAGACCAGGGGCUUUCUUCAUAAAACAUCUAGAUCAGAGGAGUGUAUUGAAUGGAUCAGUGUUGCGUUUUUGGCAUUAAAGCAAGUCAUUAUGCACAGUCCGAGCUGAUCUAAGUUUAGCAUCAUCACUGACACUGUAGCCACAGGUCCAGUUGUAAGCACACUGAAAACACUCACUUGUCCCUCUGUUUGACAUCAGACUGACCGACGUGAAACCAUUGAGCUCUGAAAGCAGAUUUGGUUGUUUUCCAAGUGAUGAACAGUUUUGUUUUUCUGCUUUUCUAGUUAGUACAUGUGUUCAGCCUUACGAGUUCAGCCUUUUUGUUUACAUGUUUGCAAACUGUUCAUUGCUCUUGGAAAUAAAUAUUUACUAUAAAUGUCUGUCUGCACUGUUGCCAGGUCUUCACAAGGAACAGAGUUUACUCACUUAUGCAAAGGCAAAUUAUUUUAUUAAAGGCAUAAUUGUAACAAAAUAAAAUGUACACUUUUAGAACAGACAGUACCUUACAUUGGGUGCUUGUAAACAUAAAUUACUACAUUAAUGUAAAAUUAUAAACAGACUAAUAUAUAUGUUGUGAUGUUGCAUCAGUGCAGUUUCCAUACUUUUGGACCAAUGAAUUUGUAUGACAUUUCCAUUUGUACAUGAUAACUGGAUAAUGAAAAUCAUUCUAAAGAGA
This is a messenger RNA of Myxocyprinus asiaticus (Chinese sucker), 3352 nucleotides long. RefSeq names its product calmegin-like. The coding region runs from base 233 to 2092 and encodes 619 amino acids. Gene Ontology annotation, cellular component: endoplasmic reticulum membrane; endoplasmic reticulum. The record is from RefSeq and is a predicted model, not a curated record. Lineage: Eukaryota; Metazoa; Chordata; Actinopteri; Cypriniformes; Catostomidae. Gene Ontology annotation, molecular function: calcium ion binding. The transcript has 15 exons. Gene Ontology annotation, biological process: protein folding.